This is a messenger RNA of Amoebophrya sp. A120, 2947 nucleotides long. NCBI's taxonomy places the organism in Eukaryota, Dinophyceae, Syndiniales, Amoebophryaceae. The record is from the annotation of a GenBank genome assembly.
UAUCGUUUCUUUGCACGACGGCCCAGUAGUCGAGUAGCGACGAAGGUCUUGUUGUGUAAUAGCAGGUAGAAAGAGAAACAGAUUCCUGAGUCUAGUAUAAUCAACUUCCAGCAGUGCCACCGCGCAGGAAUUUUCAAGCUUCGUCGAGUGUAUCAGUAUCUUUCAUUGACGGCAGAUGCGGAACGCGGGCGCGUGCUUUAGUUCAUCAGCAAGAGGAGCAACUGAAGCGCGCGUGUCGAAGCGAAGAUGUCGUUUUUUAUCAGUGUGAGGAUCGCAUCGCUCCUAUCCCUCUUACUACUUCAAUUUCAGUGCCGAUUGGGCUCUAAUAUUCUUAUUGCAUGCGCCGGCCGUGUGCGUACCCUGGUGAAAAAGAAGAAGAACAAAACAGCCAAGAUGUCCGCUACCAACCAGAACACCGGAGCCCCAACAGCUUCCAGCAGCACGCCGACCUCCGCGGCAUCCUCUUCUCUCCUAUCCACCUCUGCUCUCGAGUGGCGCGGCCGCCUUCCGCCGUUCCAAGCCCAACUGCUUUCUCGGGCGCUCAUCGAGGCCUUCAGGGACCAGCCGCUACCGCUCGCCGCGGACUCUCCGACGACCUUGUUGACAGCGAAUUCCUCUAGCAGCCCGCUGGCUACCGCCUUUUCCACGCCUCUCCCGACCCCGUCCAACGCGGUGAGGAGAGUCGAGGCGAAAUUGGGCCACAUUCUGUUUUCCUCGAUUGAAGAGCUGUGUGAUAAGUACUUGAACACAUUUGUCACGAUCGUGCGGGGGGAAAAUGACGUCGAGAAAGAGUCGAAGUUUAACCAGGAGCUGCGACGGUACGGCGAGCAGCCGGUUUGCGAGAAAAAAUUGCGGAAAUUGUACGAUUUGCUCUUCUACCAUAGGUUAACGAGACGGUUCUUCCCGGGGUACAGGGUGAGACGGGACAGUGGUAGUAUUGGUGAUGUUGAGCAACAAACUGAACAAAAUGGUGCUGUCAAAGCUGCUCGGCGUGCGGAAACACCAGAAAGCACACAGCUGCAAACAGCACCAGCAAGUACAGGAGCCUUGAUGUUGCCGCCCCCGGCGAACAAACACCGUGGCCCCUUGAGCAGUAGCGGGUGCUCAUCCUCCUCAAGUCUCGGCACGGGAACAUCGGCUGCAGGUGAGCAAGAGGAUGCUGGACCGGACGGGGUUACAACAGCACCGGCAACCCGGAGUGCAGCGCAGCAGCUGAGCGAAACAGAGAAAAUGACUGAUGGACCUCUCACAAGAACAGCGUCAGCAUCCAAGCAAAACAUCGAUCACCUCCCUGCUCUCCCCAUUCUUUUCACCGCCCCGCAUUCCAUCCCGCUCCAGCGCGACGGCGAGAAAAUGCACCACCCCGAAAACUGGACCAGCUCCCUAUCAAAAGGAAAAAUCCCCCCUCCCCAUAUCGAAACGAAGUUUCUGAUGCUGGACUUCCGUACACAAAUCCGAUUUGUCUUGCAGUAGAGGACUGCAAGCAUAUGUCAAGCCUCAGUCGAGAGGUUUUGACGUAGGCGCCUAGCAUGGCAAACGUGUAUGCUCUAAGCCCACCAACAUCACAAACCGCCUGCAAAAUGCGGAACGCUUUCUGGACUUGCCUUCUUGCAAGACAGACAGGAUUUGAGGUCACAAAUGCGCAUCACAAAUUUUUAGACGGAUACGUUUUCGUUAUGGGGAGGGGGAUUUUUCCUUACGAUACUCCCUCGCAAACUCGCUGGCGCAGACCUGCCUCGGGGCGAGUUUGGCGUGGUCGAACACAGAGCAGAAGAGGAUCAAAGCGCUUUCGGUCCCGACGGAUCCGUCCUUGCGGGAUCCAAAUUACCUGCAUCUGGACGAGUUGGAGGGGAACUACUGGUACCUGGGGAUCAAGGACAUGUUGGAAGACAUGAAGAAGGUGGAACAGGAACAAACGGCGAAGGCGAAAGACACCGAGGAUCUUCCCGGCGGAGGUGCCAGCUCAAGAACAAUCCCGGAGGUGCCCUUCACGCUCCACGUCGACGUGCAUGGGUGCAUGAACCCGAACAAGCCGCCGCACUACUACACAAAGGAAGUCUUCUUCGGGUUCGGUGCGAUGGAACUACCGGACGAGAAGGAGAUCUCGCACCAUCGGAGUAAAGCGUACCAAGAAACGAAGGAAAUUCUCGCGGAGCAGUUUCGGAAAAUCUUGAAACGACGGCUAGACGUCGUCUUCCAAACCUUCUACGCCCCCGGGUCGAUUAUCGAAGACCGGCCGACGGUUCGGUUAACGGGCAAGGCAAAGGAGGAAAACCGGUUUACGUUGACGCAGCAGAGCCAAAGAAUCGGCUUCGACGUUUCCGUGCAGCUGGAAUUGUCGCACGGAUUGCGGAAGCAGUUGAGCACGGAUCUAGACUUCAAGCGGGAAUUCUGCUUUGUGUUCCGUAAAAGCUACACGGAAAUGGCGGAGAAAAUGUUUGGCGCAGGUGCGGUUACUGAGGAAAAAGAACGAUCUAGUAAAGGAGCUUGUUCUACGUCAGGAGCUGCAACAUCUAGUUGCCAGUCGAACUCCUGCUCGAACAUAUCUAACCUUAAAUAUCAGUACGUGACUGACAGGGAAACCACCGGCACGAUUGCAUCUACACGGUCCUGCACCACAACCGAAUCCUGCUCGAGUUCCAAUUUGUAAAAAAGGAGUUGGAGUUGAGUUUGAAGGGAUGCACGAGGACUCGCAAUGAACUCAACGCAAGCUGAUGUUGCGCUCUCACUAGUAGCCACUGACUGUACAUAGCCUUUGUAAGAUAGAUUUUAUGCGGAAAAACAUCAUGCUAUUCUGUGAAUACAGUUUUUCAAUGGCGCCGCAGCGCGAGUUGAAGAUGCUGCUAUGCCACCACAUGGGAACAGUGUCAGCAAACAAAACUAACUAUCGCAAGUAUGCGAUGUUUAAGGUUUCAAGGCGCUGCGCAAGCCUGGACGUCAAGCUUGG